AUGUCAACAUCAUCGAUCAUAACAACACGAAAAACACGUUCAACAUGUGUUAUAUCAAAUUCUAUGGAUGUUUCAAAUAUCCACGAUGAUUUUCAUACAAAUCUUCAUUCACCCGUACAAUUUACUCAUAUAUACAAUCAAUAUUAUCAGUCUCUAACAAAUCGAUCAACAUUAUUUAAUAUUCUUUGUCAUAUAUUAACAAUAGAAAAUGUUGAUAGAAAAAUUUGUUUAUUUAUUCUUGAUUGUUUAAUAACAAAUUAUGAUUAUUUAUCUGAUAUACAAUUUAAACAAGAUUUAUUACCAUUUAUUAAACAAAUAUUUCUAACAAAGGAUAAUAAUAAUAAUAAUGAGAUAUUAUUAUCAAUAAUACGUUUAUUUAUUGUACUUGUUGAAUAUCGAUCAAAUAUUCUAAUAUUAACCUUAGUUGAAUGGUUAUUAUGUUUAUUAAAUUUUAUUGCAACACAUAUUACAUCAACAACAUAUUUAAUAUAUGGUGAUUUAAUUAUUGAUUUACUUUCAAAAAUAAUUAAACAAUAUACACCAUUAUCAAAAGAAAUUGUUGAAAUUCUUAGUCGAACAUCAACAUCAUUAAUUAUUUCAAUAAAUUUUCUUCAUCAAUUAAAAUUAUGGAUACAAAAUAUAGAUGAUGUACGAUUAGCUUUAUUUACUAUUCAUUUAUGGGAAUCAUUAGCUAUUCUUCUUAGUCGAUUGAUAAUACGUGGUCAUACAAAAGGAAAUGAAAUUUUAGCUAUUAUUGAAGAUGCUUUUAUUGUUUCAAAUUAUUCAAUUCGUAGUGCCGCAUUUACAACAUGGUCAUCAUUUAUGUUACAUAUUCAUAAAUUUGAUGAUGUUGAUACUCAACAAUUAAAUAAUCGUUUAUUAAAAUUAUUUUUAACACCAUUUUUAUCUGAUUCAACAUCAAAAAGUAAAUCAGCAUCAAUAUCAAAAUGUCAUGCAUGGAUAACACUUAUUUCAAUCUAUCCAAAAAAUAUCAAUGAUAUUAUAUUACCAUUUCUUUCAUUUGCAUUUGGUAAUCAUAUAUCAUCAAAAAUAAAUUCAACAACAACAGCAUGGUGGUCAGAAUGUCGUCAAAUAGGUGCAAAAUUUCUAUAUGAUUUUUUAAUUAAAAAUAUUCAUUGUGAAUAUAUUUUAACUAUAGCUGGUGAUCAAAUACUUAAUUAUUUAUUUGAUUCUAUUGUUGAUCAAUUAUUAGAAUAUAAAAUAAAUUCAAUAAAAAUUGAUGAUAAUUCAUUAUGGUUAAUUAGUUGGAAUACAUAUUUAAAUCAUUUAAUAAAUAUAUUUAAAACAAAUAAUUUAAUUCAUGAAAAACAACGUGUUACAAUAAAUACUUGUUUAUUAACACGUAUUGAACAAUUAUGGAUUGAUUCAAGAAUUGAAACUCGAUUUCUUUUAAAAUUAUUUGAAACAUUUGAACAAAUUGGAUUUCCAUUAGCAAUUGAAACUGUUUCACGUGAUUCAAAUAUACGUACAAAAACAUUAUCAGCUGCACAAAUGCAUCCUUCAUCAAAUAAUCAUAAAUCACAAGAUAAAUCUAUGUCGUAUUGUACAACAUUAUCAGAUCAAUAUCUUCAUAUGAUGUUAGAACAUGCUAUAAGAUUUAAUGAUGAAGAUCAAAUAAUUGAAGAUGCAUAUCUUCAUGUUAUAUCUUAUUUAAUUGAUACAUUAUCAAAAACUUCUGAUGAAAAUUUUUGUUAUCAAACAAGUUCAUUAUUACUUAAAUGUUCAGUUGAAUUAUUACAUCAACCUAUAACAAUACCAUAUUUAUUUUGGCAUAUAUGGUUUCGUUGUUCAACACAUUUAAUUAAUAUUCUUAAUCGUUCAUUAACAUUUGAAUUAAAUAAUCAAAUUGAUAAACAAAAACAAGAAACAUCUAUUGAAUUAUUAUUACGUCCAUUGAAUUUUAAUGAUAUACAACGUCUUGAUUAUUCAUAUACAUUAUUAUGGAUACAAUUAUUUAAAGCAUUAUGUCGUUUAACAUUAAUUAAUAAUGAUCAAUCAAAAAGUUUUUUAAUAAAUUUACUUGUUGAAAUACUUCGUAAUGAACCAAUCUUUGAACAAGCUAUUUAUGAUCAACAUAAUCAACGUUUAUUUGGUUUUAUAUUAAUUAUAAUAAAAACAAUAUUAAAAACAUUAUCAGAUAUUGAUUUAUCAGUUAUAUUUGAUCGAUCAAAUAAUAAUAAUAAUAAUAAUAAUAAUUUUGUUUAUUUAUUAUCAACAACUACACAAAAACGUUCAAUAUCAUUAUCAUCAAUAGUACUUUGUUUAACACAAAUAUCAAUUAUAAUAAAUCAUAUUUUACAACGUUUAAUAUCAAAUAAUGAAAAUAAUAUACAAUAUAUAUAUGUUAGUUAUUGUUUAUUAAAAUCAAAUAAAAAUUCAUCAAAUGAACAAACUAAAUCUAUUGUAUUUACAUAUAUACGUGAUAUUAUUGUUGAUUUAUUAAAUUUAUGUAAAAUAUAUUCACAUGUUGAAAUUAUUUUUCAAAAUUUAACACAACUUAUAUCAUUUCUUCAUUUAUAUGAACAAACAAUAAAUAUAAAUUUAGCAAUUGGUUCAUCACCUAAACAACAAAUAGAUAAUAUUAUUUUAAAUAAAAUUUUAACAAUUAUAUCUUUAGUAUUUGAACCAUCAAAUAGUUCAUCAUUACUUCAACUUAUUUAUCCAUUAUUAAUACUUGCUUUUCAACAUAAUAAAACAAUUAUAAGAAAUAAAACUAGAAAAUGUUGGAAUGAAACAUUUGGACGAUUAAAAUUUAUUGUCUAUCCAAAUGAACUUAGAAUGUGUCUUCGUGAAUUAAAAGAUAAAGAACAUUUAUUAUUACCAUGUUUUCUUGCCGAUCAUGAUAAUAGUAAUACAGCUGGUAGUGGACCAGCACCAAGUAGUAAUGAUGAAAGUCAAUUAUCUCAACAAAUUGAUAUUGUUACUCCAUUAAUUCCAGCAACUAUAAAUAAUCAACAAUUAUCUAAACCAUCAUCACCAGCACGUUUUCAAUCUCCAUUAUUACCAUCGAUUCGUUCACUAAAUAAUGAUAAAAAUGAACCAAUAUUUGUUCCAAUAAUCAAUAAUAUUAAUCAUAAUAAUCAAUCUGAUACACCAGUUAUUAUUAGUAAACGUACAUCAUCAACAAGUAGUUGUUUAACAGAAAAACAAAAAGAAAAACUACGUAAACGUCAAAUAAUACCAUUAUUUUGUGAUGAUAUGGGUAAUACACAAUCAAAUUCAUGUACAAUUGAUACACCAACUAUUGAAACGAUGAUGACAAAUGAUCAACUUCGUAAUGAAAAUAAACAAAUGACAACAACAACAACAACAACAACAAAUGUAUGUCUUUUUAAACAAACGAUAUCAAAUAUAACACAAGAAAAUAAUUCAAUAAAAGAAUUUAUAAUAAAAUCAUCAAAUGAAAUAGAAAAAUCUAUUGAAGAUAUUCCAGAAGAAUCAUUAAUUACAAAAAAAUUACGUCGUUCAUGUCGUCCAUCAUUAUCAGCAAGAAAAAGUUUAAUUAAUAAUACAAAAAAAAAACAUAUACAUUCAUUAACAAAUGAAUUAAUUAAAACAACAAAUAUAAAUGAAAUACAAAUUGAACAAAUAAAAAAAUAUCCAAUUAAAAGUAUUCUUAAACGUUUAUCACCAACAAAACCACGACAAGAUCAUAAACGUCAUGUUGUUUUUCAUGAUCAAGUUAAAGUUUUAGUAUUUGCAUCACCAUUACGUCGUGAUUUAAAUAUACAACAAAAAAAAAAAAGUCCAAAUAAAGAUGAAAUAAAAUCUCCAACAAGAACUAUAUCAAAAGAAAAUCUUCCAUUAAGAAAACAAUUAAUAACAACUCGACAUUUAAAUACAAUAAAUAAUACUGAACAAAUAAUUAUAUCAUCAUCAUCAAAUAAUUCUAAUAAAAUACGUUCAUCAAAAUUAUUUCAUCCAAAUGAUGCUAUAGCUGAUUGGACACAAAAUCAUCAUAUACAUGAGGUACCUCUUAAUUCCAAUGAAAAAGAUUCGUCUAUAUCAAUUGAAAACAAUAUUAAUGAUGCUAUUUUUCCAAAUUUAAUUAAUUGUGAUAAAUCGAUAGAUAUAUUAAUUAAUCUUUUAUAUGAUGAUCAAUGUCCUCCAAAUACUAUUGAUUAUUUUCAUUCAAAUAAUAUACAUACUAUUGGUAAUAUCGCACAAUUAACACCUAAUCAAAUUGAAACUUAUCCAAUUCCAUUACCAAAAUUAGCUAAUAUUCAAAAAGUACUUUCUUUAUAUGAAGAACAACUAAUAAAAUCUUCAUGUAUAUCAUCAAAAAUUGAUAAUAUGAAUGAAUCUCUUAGUACAUCCAAAGAAAUAAUUCCAAAUAAUGAAAAUCUAUCUACAAUGGAAAUAUCUUCAACAUCCAUAGCAAUGACAACAAAUCAACAUGAUAAAUUGUAUGAUGUUGAUACAUUAAUUGAUAGUCUUGAUUAUGAAAAAUUUCAUUUAAAUGAUAAAAUAUCAUCACCAAUAAAUUUUCUACGUAAAAAAAAUCAUAUGUCUUUAAUUGAUCGACAACAAUUAAAUUUAUCACAAAAAUCUAAUUUAACAUUAAUAAAUCAAAACAAUGAAAAUGAAGAAAAUAAUUUACAAUCAUUAAAAAUCGAAAUUGUAUCAAAUAUAACACUUGGUGAUCGUUUACAAAAAGCAGCUGAUAUAUAUAAAACAAAAGGUUUACUUCCAUUUGAUAAUGAUUAUAUUGAAUUAAUUUGUCAAUUAUUUAAUAAUUCAUCAUUAACACAUCUUGAACAAUUACAUUUAAAAACUUUAUUUCUUAAUCAAUAA
Molecule: messenger RNA, 4815 nt
Organism: Rotaria sp. Silwood1
Lineage: Eukaryota; Metazoa; Rotifera; Eurotatoria; Philodinida; Philodinidae
Source: the annotation of a GenBank genome assembly